AUGGUUUUCGGCUGGGGCGAAUCUCAAGAACACUACGACCAAUACCAAAGCGAAGACACUGCCAGUCUCGGUCAUGAGGUUCUCGCAGGAGGUGCUGGUUUCGCCGCCAUGAAGAUGUUCGAAGACAGACAACGCAAGGAAGGAAAGCCAGUCUCCCACGCUUUUGCUAAGGAGCUUCUCGCCGGUUUCGCCUCCGCUGAAGUCGACAAGUUGGCUGAGACCAAGGGUGAGGACUGGAUCCGUGAGCAUCGAAUGAGAGAAAGGUCAGAGGAACAAGCCAAACACUUGUACGAUCAACAUUAUGGCCAGGAUGAUCAAUACGACCCAAACCAACGUGGUCCCCCAGAGCACUUCAACAGCUACGACAACAACUGGUAA
This is a messenger RNA of Botrytis sinoallii, 378 nucleotides long. RefSeq lists its product as uncharacterized. The transcript has 4 exons. Bases 1 to 378 code for a protein of 125 amino acids. Lineage: Eukaryota; Fungi; Ascomycota; Leotiomycetes; Helotiales; Sclerotiniaceae. The record is from RefSeq and is a predicted model, not a curated record.